AUGUCUCUUGCUCAGGACUCUAACGACCUCGCCGUCUCGGCCAACAACAACUCUCUGUACGAGGCCCAGUACGACGAUCACGAGCUCAAGGAGGGCGAGGGUCUUGAUGUCGAUGCCCCCCUCACUCUUCGUGCUCUGGUCUCGACCAAGGAGGCUGGCGUCAUCAUCGGCAAGGCUGGCAAGAACGUCGCCGAUCUUCGUGAUCAGACCGGCGUCAAGGCUGGCGUCUCCAAGGUUGUUCAGGGCGUCCACGAUCGUGUUCUGACGGUCACCGGCACUAUCGAGGGUGUCGCUAAGGCCUUCUCGCUGAUCGCUCAGACGUUGUUGGACAACCCCAUCACUUCCUCGCCCCCAGGAACUCCCGUCAACUCUCUCCGUCCUGUCGCCCAGACCUCGUCCGUCCGUCUGUUGAUCUCGCACAACUUGAUGGGCACUAUCAUCGGUCGUCAAGGAUUGAAGAUCAAACACAUUCAGGACACUUCCUCGGCUCGCAUGGUUGCCUCCAAAGAGAUGCUCCCUCAGUCGACCGAGCGUGUUGUUGAGGUCCAGGGAACUAUUGAGGCCAUCCGCAUCGCCAUUUACGAAAUCGGCAAGUGCCUUGUUGACGACUGGGAGCGUGGCGUCGGCACCGUCCUCUACAACCCUGCGGCUCCCCGUGUUCCCGGCGCUGGACCCAGCUACACUGCCGGAGCCCCCACGACUGGAACCCGCACCAACUACACGUCGCGCACUGGAAACGGAUCGGACUUUACUCGCCCUCGUGAAGACUCUCAGUACCGCCCUCGUCCUGAGCCCGCCUUUGGCCAGAACAAUGCCAAUCUUCGCACUCAGGAAAUCUCGAUCCCCGCCGACAUGGUCGGAUGUAUCAUUGGAAAGGGCGGCUCAAAGAUCUCGGAAAUCCGUCGUCUGUCUGGCUCACGCAUCUCGAUUGCCAAGACCCCCCACGAUGAGACUGGCGAGCGCAUGUUCACGAUUGUCGGUACUUUGGAAGCCAACGAGAAGGCUUUGUACCUGCUCUACGGUCAGCUUGAGGUGGAGAAGGACAAGCGUUUGAACAUGUCUGGCGACCAUAUCCCUGAGGAGGACGAGGAGUAA
This is a messenger RNA of Gamsiella multidivaricata, 1095 nucleotides long. RefSeq lists its product as uncharacterized. Gene Ontology annotation, biological process: 3'-UTR-mediated mRNA stabilization. Gene Ontology annotation, cellular component: cytoplasm; nucleus. The record is from RefSeq and is a predicted model, not a curated record. The transcript is spliced from 2 exons. Lineage: Eukaryota; Fungi; Mortierellomycota; Mortierellomycetes; Mortierellales; Mortierellaceae. The coding region runs from base 1 to 1095 and encodes 364 amino acids. Gene Ontology annotation, molecular function: mRNA 3'-UTR AU-rich region binding.